ACAGAACUUUGGCGUUUUACCAGCUGCUUGUAUGGUCUUCGGAGGCCGUUCGCGAGGGCAGUUGUGACAAGCGUUGGAGUUUCACUUUGGACGUUUUUUCGUGUUUGUGUGGCGUUGUGAAGAUGGGCGUGGGGCGAGUGGUCGAGGCGGCCCAGUCUCUCGUGCAGGGGUUCGUGGCCCUCUUGAGCGCGCCCGCCCACAUCGUGCUGGUCGGGCUGGACUCCUCCGGCAAGACCACGGUUCUCUUUCGACUCCGAUACGGACAGUACGUCAACACGGCGCCCACCGUGGGCUUCAACUGCGAGAAGGUGAAGUCCGGCGGCGCCCACUGGCUGGUGUGGGACGUGGGCGGCGCCGAGCGCGUGCGGCCGCUGUGGCGCUCGUACACGAGGGCCACGGACGCCCUGGUCUUCGUGGUGGACUCCAGCAGCAGCGCCGAGCGCGUGGAGGAGGCCCGCGUGGAGCUGCAGCGGCUGAGCAAGCAGCAGGUGGCCGAGUGCGUGGCCCACAACAGGCCCCGGCCGCCCCUGCUCGUGCUGGCCAACAAGCAGGACCUGCCCGGGGCCAGGGACCCCCAGCACCUGGCCAAGGCCCUGGGGCUGCCCGACCUGCCCGAGUGCCAGCCGUGGGCCGUGGCACCCGCCUGCGCCGUCACCGGGGAGGGCCUGGACGAGGCCAUGGCGGCGCUGCACUCGCUCGUCCUCAAGACACGAAAGCAGCAGAAGAGCAAGAAGUGAGGCGGUGACGCGGGGCGCCAACGUGACCCUUAUGGACAGGUCAAACGGUCAUCGUAAUGUGCAUAAUGAGGUGACUGUGAGGUGACCAGGUCAACAUAGGACCGGCAGGGUCGCCGCCAGGUCACACGACAGGUCACACUCACCUGAGACGACUCGCCGUUGCGUGAGAACCAUCGCCAGCCGAGGUGAACGACGGCCUCCAAAGCCACGCAUCAUCGGCCUGCUAAUGAGGACCAAGGGAUGAGAUGACCCAAUUAGGUGACGUCAGCAAGUGUGAAGAAUCAUACGACUAAAUGCUGCAAAUUCAGCGUAAUGGAUCCUAAUAGCAUAGUUGAGAAGAAUGUUCACAGAGAAACGGACCAAAAGGUGUCCCCAAAGUGCCACCGCAGAAGCAGCGAUCAGACACUCCCACUUGGCCCAGACUGGAAGUGAUCUCGAGGGCCUGCUUCUUCCCUUCAGCGUCUGCGCUCGUCGCCGAAGACAUCGCCCGAGCCAACUCCUCGACACAGCAUUACCGCGUGGAGCAGGACCUCAACGAGCGUGUUGCCUUCUUGUCUCCAAGUAAAAGAAGAAGGACAAGGAGAGAGAGAGA
Penaeus vannamei (Pacific white shrimp) is the source of this 1329-nucleotide messenger RNA. Lineage: Eukaryota; Metazoa; Arthropoda; Malacostraca; Decapoda; Penaeidae. The record is from RefSeq and is a predicted model, not a curated record.